Messenger RNA from Xyrichtys novacula (pearly razorfish), 15226 nucleotides. NCBI's taxonomy places the organism in Eukaryota, Metazoa, Chordata, Actinopteri, Labriformes, Labridae. The record is from the annotation of a GenBank genome assembly.
AUUGGAACAAUUUACAGACUUACCCAAACUCACUGAUGUUCGUGGAUAAUCCACAAAAUGCCAAAUAUCUACAGGUAAUAUUAAUCCCAUGCAAAUAAGGCUUAAACGGCUUAUGUACUUGAAUAAAUCUACUGCUAUUUAUGGAAAGCAGGCAGCUUUAAUACAGCUGAGUCAAAGUCAGAAGUCCACACUCAAAGGUUAAAUCCGUCUAGGUUUAAGGCACAUCCAGGCACAUCCUGCAGGCUCAGGAAAACCUUUGUUUCUACGUUACAGGAACUAUUAUUCAGAGCAAAAAGAAAGGUUAGCAGUUUAGAUAAGAACCAGUGACAAGACAUCCUUUUACACUGGUGGUUUUGUAGAUACAUAAAGCUUGAUAGGUGAGCAUAAAAAGGUCUUAGUUUAUUUAGAAAGAACAAAACCAAAAGGAGAUUGUUUCGAAAUGAGAAAUUUGAGCGGGAUUCUAUUUUACAUUACGUUGAAAAAGCAAAAUCAAUUCCAGUUCAGAGUUGUCCAUGAUUGAGUUAAGCUUUGGUUCACUUGGGUAGAAAACAGUCAGCAAAAGAAGGACCGGUACAUCCUUGGGUGUCACAGCUUGUUUGCUUAACCUGUUCAAAAAAAGACUCAAACAGACCAACUAAAUCCCACUGUUUUUGAUAUUAAUGCUGGAAUAAGUUAUCUGCUUAAUAACUCUGACUUUACAACUCAGCAGAAAAAGAUUUGCACCCUAACAGGCUGACCUGAUCUUUGAGCUUCAUCUGUGAAAUCCGUCAUGUGAUCUCAGACAUGUGAGGCAUGAAUAGAGACAAGGAAUGUGGAUCCAACUAACUCUCUAUUGUUCUCUUGGCUUCUGUCUAACUUUGCUGCCAUACGAGUAUCUGUUUGACAAAGAGGAGGACUGUAAAUGUUUAAAACAGCUGAAUGCUCUGGACCUGAACAAUGAGUCUCAGCUGUCAAAGACACAGUAAGCACAAGGCCCAUUUCAGCACAUCGGCAGAUAAUGUUACGAACAGGAAGUUUAGAAGUCACCAUUAUGUGGCCUUGUGCGAUUGUUUUGAUUUUUGACAUGCUUGUGGCAAAGCAAUGACAACUGGGUGGACUGCUUUGAAAUUUGGACCGAGCUGCAGCUUCUGGUGUUGAAAAAAAAACCUCUGCAGUUCCUUGAGCGUCCACUUAAAUGGAUCUUCAAAAGCACCAAACUCUCUUUACACCCAUAUUAAAACGUCCAUGUUUAUAGCUGAAAUGAACAUGUACAGCCCACUUUGAAAAUUGCUUUGGUCUCCCUUAGUAGUCGUCAGUAGACUGACAAGUAUCCAAAAGUGAGACUGAGUCAGCAUUUCCAAUACAGUGAGCACCAUUGUUGGUUUCAGAACCUUUUCUCCAGAAACAAAUGGGCCAUGUCAAUGAGACUAUGUUCAUGUUUUCAGGGCUAAUACUCCUGACUCAUAGCCUCUUCUGUAUUGUCUUCAAGUGUUACGAUCAGUUAAAGAUUGAGAUUUUCCAGAGCAGUGGUUAAUAACUAAAUACAUUCAGAACUGAGUAAAUUCCCAUCUGCCAUAGUGCUUUGAAUCUCCUUAAAACACAACCAACAAAUGUGUCCCACUUUCCCCAGGCCAUGAAGGCUGCACCAGGUCAAUCCUUCUUGGCCCACCAUACCUCAUGCACCAAAGCAGAAACAUUGAAAUUCACUGUUAUCUUUCAAAUGUUGGUGAUGAUGUUCAAGACGUGCGAUGCUGGCAAUUCUGGCUAGUUAGUGGAGAAAACCACCUGUUGCAACAUGACACCAGUGUAACGGUGGGAAAGACUGGUGAGCAUGUAACCCUCCAUAGACCAUCCCAGUUCAGUUUGACCUGCUAGUUCUACAUAGGUCACAUAACUUCAGCUCCUGGACUGGAAAGCAGCUAUUGAGUAACAUUUACAACCUAUCCAAGAUGGUGGACCAAUCAGAGUCCAGCACUAGGAUAAAAGUGUCUUUAUACCAAUUGGAUGAAUACAGUAACAGUUCAGACGUGGAAAUGAACACGCUGAGAAUGGAGAAGUUUCACAUGAGGAAAACAGCAUUUAGGUCAUCAUCUCUGCCCAUUCAAUUUCAGUGAGUUUUCAAGAACUUUACCAGCUGUGUUUACACAUCAACUCACCCCAGUUUCUUUAAGUUGUACGUAGAGGUUAGCAGGAAAAGUCUGGAUAGAAUCAGGAUGAAAUAUGUGUCUAAUUGCGUUCCCCAAAAAAGGAAGACAGAAAGAAGGGACAAAGAGAUGAGAUAAAAGAAAGACUGGGAAAGAAAAAAUGGACAAAGCAGGAAGAUAGGAGGAAGGAAGAACGGACAAAGACAGAAAAUGUCUGGAAGACCGAUGGAAAGAAGAAGAAACAAAGACAGGUGAAAGAAGAAGGAAGGGGAAAGAUAGAGGGAACAAGGAAGGAAGAAAAAAAGGAAAAAGAAAGCGGUAAGAUGGAAGCAGAGCCAGCCCAAGUCUCAAUGGUGCCCUAAGCAAAAUUAGGUUUUUGGGUCCUCUAUUUCUGCCAAUAAUAUUGAUUGUUGAUCAUUCACACGCCUUCACAAAUCUCUUUGAUUAACAUUCCAUGACAUGCAAACAUACCUUUAUCUUGGCGUUUUUUCUCUUCUUCCUCUUUCUUCCUCUUUCUUUUCUCUGCUCCUGAAGGAUAUGUCCUUUUUUUGCGACAUUGUUUUGCCCCACAACUACCUGCAUUUAAAAUGCUCAGUGUACAUUGCACAGCAAGAGGCACAUAACAGUAGUGGAGCAGUAAGAAUCAUAGGCCUACAUCAGCAGCAGCACUAAAAUGUUUUUACUUUAUUUUAUUUUAUGAUAAUAUAUAUUUGAUCAUGUAGAAAGCAUCACUCAUACAUGCAGUAAAUAAAAAAUAUUUACAAAUUCUUUUUUUGAUUGCUCUGGGGGGCCUCCCAAUUGACCGCGGGGCCCCAAGCAGGCGCUUAGUUCGCCUAUGCCUUGAGCCGGCUCUGGAUGGAAGAGACAAACAUGGAAGAAAAGAAGAUAGAUGGAUGAUAGAAGGAAGACAGAUCGAAGAAAGAAUGGAUGGAGUAGGAAGAAAGAGGAAACAACAAAAGAAGAAAUUAAGGAUAAAGCAGGAAAGUUGACAUGCUCUAAAUUAAGUCAACAUUAUUAUUACAGCCUCAGCUCUAAGCCGUACAGGGACUUCGUUAUUUCAGUUGAUCCUUAGUUUUGCUUAAAAACAAAACAGAAGAUUAGUGACCCUUGGGUAAAGAACAUAUCCAACGUUUAAUUUGUUUCUGUGAGAUAAAAAAAGAACAUCGUGGCCAUGAUUAUUUUUUAUGAUCUAUUUUUAACACUGUUGGUUUUAAGUGGGGUUCGAAAAGUUUCUGUGGGAGAGUGACCGCCUUCCUGCGUAAUCUCUGAGAGCUCUUUAAACAAAAGAUAUUUAAGAUACCAGCAGCCUGCUUUACUCAUAAAUUUCAAAUAAACUAACACAUGCUGAGAACAAAAACACAAAAUUAAGUAUGUUUCCCUGAGGAGAUGUAUAACGAUGAAGCAGAGAGAUAACUUUGUAGUCCACAUGACCUAUCCACGUUUAGUCAGGGCCCCCCGGGGGAAAUUAAACAAGGCAGUGAUAGUUCACUUGACUGCUUUCAAAGGCUUCUCUUUACUUCCUCUCUCCAAGGUCAUUAUGUAGCAGCACGGACAGCGCAGGUCAAGCGCCUGUCAGCCCCUCAACAAAAACAGCUCAUGUUCCCCAACAAUCGAGGGCUUGUUGGAGGUUUCCAGCGAGGCCACAGACAGAGUGAGAGGACAGUGAAACUGAAUCUUUCUGCCUGUCUUUCCUUCCCUCAACACAUGUCUGUGUCCCUGCCUUCCAGUCAUACCAAAGUCUGAAGUUUACACUCAAACUUGUACUCAGAAAUAAUAAGGAAUUUAUAGCUGUUUUACAAAGAUCUUUACUUGUUUUUUUCAUAUCUGAAAAAACAAACUGAAAUUCCUAUGGAUUAAUAAAUAUCUCAUUCAUUAUAAAGCCUACUGGCCUUGACCAUAACUGUCUUCUUAAAAAUUAAAUAUUGAUACGGUGCUGAAGUGAGUAAAGUCUAUUCUGACAUUUCUUUAAAUGUAUGGGUGCAUGUCCACUUAGAGCUACAGCCAUACUGUGAAAAUCAAAGUACUUUUAUAUCAAGUUUUCAGCACAGGUGUAAAACAGUUUUAAAUUUUGAUUUUUUUAGUGGUUAGUCGUCGAUUCAGGAUUCAUUUUAAGAUUUUAUUGUUUGUUUUAAAAUCUUUAAAUGGAGAAGCACCCAAAUACAUUUCUGACCUCCUGCAACGCUAUACUCCCACAAGGUCUCUGAGUUGGUGGUCCCUAAGACCAGACUAAGAACCAGGAGUGGCCGUGCCUUCUCUGCAGUGGUCCCCAAUUUAUGGAACAAGCCCCCCCACACACACACUUUAUGUUAGAUUAUCUCCAACUUUAACGGUUUUUAAAUCCCGCCUGAAAACUUAUUUUUACUUCUUGGCUUUUAACCCAGCAUGAGAGUUGUGUGAUCUGCCUCUGUCUGUUCUUUUAUUUGUUUUUUUUUUAUUUGCUCUUACAGUGUUUUUAUUUUAUUUUACUUCUUCAUUGUUUAAUUUUAAAGUGUUUUAUGUGGUUUUUAUUGUGAUUCUUUUAUUCUAACGUUUCAUGUUUCUGUGUGUUUUUAACUUAUCUUAUAAACUUAAUUGUUUUUUAAAAUGUGUGAACUGUAUUUCUUUUCUGUACGUUUAGGCCCAACAUUCAUGUUCCCCCAUCCAUUCAGUGCACUUUACCUGUAUCCCUGUAUCUUCUUCACCCUUUGUUAAUUUAUCCUCCUUUUUUACAGCCAAAUGUAUACUUCUCUUCUCUUCUCUUCUUCGCCCCGUCCUUUAUUUUCAAAGCCCAUUACAGCCCAUUACAUUCUGAACUCAAGGGGCUUAACAAGGAUCCUUUAGCAGAGAGCGCCCUCGGGGCUCCAGAGGGAGUGGUCGUCCUCAGUUACACCGUCUGGUCGCAGGAAGUAACCCCUCUGGCAUUGAACCAAAGGGAUUCGAACAGAAGGACAGGACACACCCAUCCCUGGUACAAUUUUUGAGUAUAUUGCUGAGUUUAUUUUGCUUUAACUCCUCCUGUUAUUCCUCCACAUCAACCUCUACUACAACUUUUUUUGUACUUGCAUGGGGCAAAGCAGGGACAACAUUCAAACCAGAAAUACUUUGGUAUACAGAGGGGAGUUUUGUCAUACCUUUACACACACUAUAGCAGAAAGAACUGAAACAUAUAGAUAUGUAGCAACAAAGUGCAUGGUAUUCUGCAGAUAAAGCUGUGUUGUGUUGUGUUGAUAAGUCAAAGUGAAGCAGGCCUAGUGAAAAACAAACUUUCUACAUGGCUAGAAAUAGUACUCAGUGUCAGGGGUGAGUUUUUCUCAUGAAGACAAACAACACAAAGAGUUGUAGUAAGCACAAGGGGGACACAAACCAGACUCAUUUUUCCCAUUUUUAGCCAAAUUCUGGCUCCACAGAUAUCAUUUCCAGCUGUUUGAAGGUCAUCCCUAUGUUCCUCAAAAUGCUUAAGGGCUCCACCACCUGGUGAACAGCAGCUAUUACACCCCAGACAGAGAAAUUCUACUAAACACGCUGAUAUGGUGACACCUGGCGGAUUCUGACUGUCAUUACAGGUUAAGUUGCCUUUCUUGGUUGUUACCUUUCGUCUCUUAUAAUUUUUCUUAUUAUUGCUAUUUUGUGAAGCAUUUUGUGACUCUGCUCUGUGAAAGGUGCUGUAUCAACUUUACUUAAUUUACUUUGUGCAAGUCUUAUUUUUCAACAUUUUCCCCAGACUUUAUGCAGAGAGGUGCGAGUGCUUGAGUCCAGUCAUGCACCUUAUUUUGGUUUCUCCGAUGUUCUCUGAUAGGUACAAUUUACCUUCUAUCUCUGUGAUGUAGUGAUCCAAAUGUUAGAUGUCAACCCAAAAGCAGCAGGUAUUUUAUCCAAGAUUAGAUAUCUGGGGAAAACAUUUAUUCUUUGGCUUUCCAUAAAAGUUUUAAACUGUGUCCCUGCAAUGUGCAGUUUCUAUACAACCGUGUAGCUUUACUUUCUGUAAUUGUCACCUUCUUGCUUCUCUGUGUAGUAGCUGAGCCCAGCCUACAACUGCACUGAUGGUUGUGUGACCUGCUGCCUUCAACCAGUUUGCUGCAAAGCUGUACCAUCUCCCUCUGCUGGUCACUUUUUUAAAAAUCGUCACCCUAUUAAAAUAAUGGUUUGAUUAAUGAUUUAGGCCAAAAACUCAUUUUCAUCAAAAAAUGACUUAGGCCAUUAAUUUAAUUGGGUGAUGAAAUGCAUGAUAAAGAUGUAAUAAGGGAGAGAAGCAUUUACAGUUUAUACUGCUAAGACUAGCCCACCUUUCUAUGUAGUGUAUGCCUAAAGUAUAUUUCUGCUUCUAAAUUAAAAUACUGUGAUAUAAUACAUUUUUUCAACUGCAUACUGACAUGUUGGUUCCUCUGGUAUGGACACAGCUCACUUUUCCGAUUUCAAAUAGCUAUAUAAAUUGUGCAUCAUAUUUACAGAUCAUACUGAUUCAUACAAAAGUGUGAUUCAUACAGGAGUCUCUUUGCACAGACACGAGUGUCUGCUUCAGAUCAACACAAGGAUCUGUUCUGCUGUGGACUUUACUGACCUUUGGGAUCUUCAGCAGUUUAUCAGUAAGUCAAAUGUGUGCUGUGGUUAACAGUAGGAGUGUAAUGUCAGAGCAGAAAUGGUACCAAGUUUUCUCCACUUUGUGCUACAGAGGGGUAUUUGGUUUCUUUGUCAGCAAAGGUUUCUUGAGUUUCUGUGUGAUUUAUUGAUUAUAGAUCAUUUUGUUUGUGCUCUUUCACUCUUCAGAGAUGAUGAAAUAGCAGGUCACCUCAGUGUGGUAUCAGUUUUGUUGGCUCCUUCCUGCUUAAGUCUGCAGACUUUGAGCAAUGAUUUAGACUUUGAAGACACUUAAGCUUGAAUAAACGUUCUGUAUGUGGAUUUUAUACCAAAGGCACCAACUUUUUCUCUAUUUUUCUGUCUUUUUAACUGCAGAAUUGUUUAGGGGUCAGUAUUGAUCACCUUAAAUGUGACUCAAUGAUCAGGUUAAUGAUAAAACAGGCCACAGAUGACGCAUGGAGAGAGGUAUAUUGAUGACAAAAGGAAAUAGCCUCUAUGAACCAGUCAAGUAUUUAAGUUAUUUUAUUAAAUUUGAGCGGAUUUAAAUUUACUAUAAUAGAUAAACAUAUUGUACCUUUAUAGAUGUUGUAAAACCGACUAAAGCCAGCUCCCUCAAAAACCUCUCAACAGAGGAACUUCAAGAAGUCCAAGGAACCAAUCACAUCCAGAGAGCACAACUGUGAGCCAAUCAGAGCGACAGACUUUGAUAGAGCUCAGCUUGAGCUGAUUAGAUGUUCACCUGAAGAAUAUCUGUUGUUUCAGCAUUUUGGAGGGUGCAACAAGAGAGGGCUAAAUAUUUGAGAGAAAGGCUGAAAAGAAAGCAACAGAGCAGAAGAAAGACAGAAAGUUCAGCCAAAACAGGGAAAAGACAGAGAGGAUUUGUAGGGGCAACAAAGAGAGGAACCAGAAGUCAGGAAGAAAGUUAGUAAGGAUAUUGAAGUGGAGAGGAUGAAGUUCAGGGAGAGACGCGUGGCGCUGCUGUCCAUCAGAGAAAACAUUGAGAUGGAGUUGUUCUCUUCAGAGGAGUCCUGCAUGGUCAUAACAACGCUGGAGAAGGAAGAAGAAUGCAGCUAUGACCAGGUGUGUCUCAACUUUAAAAAUGAAGCAUCUAAAACUUUAGUGGACCUCAAACUACAGUUUUAUAUUUGUGUGACUGUUAACAGUCUGGCCUUCUCAGUCAAACUCCAAGUGUCCAAAGCUCUGCUGUUAAACCCCCCUAAAAAAGACCAAAGGCUGAAUAUCUGUGAGAACUUCAAGUUGUGCUCAGAUGUCUGUGAUCUUUCAGGGAUCUUUGCCUGAGGAACUGUGGUCAAUCAAGAGAUAAGAUGCUGCUUUUUCUCUCACUGACACAUUUUGAAGAUCAUGGGACUUUUCCACAGUGGAGGAACUAAAGCGACCUUCAAAUAGUUUGUGACUAAUUUAUCUUGUGAUUUAAGUUGAUCCUGAAAGUCACAUUUGCACAAAGCUAAGUGCAGUUUUAUUUGCUUUUGCUUUCUCCACUACAACUACAAAAUAAAUAAAUACCAUUAUGUUUGUCGUGCGGUUGAAAUCUGUCUGCAACAUGGCUGUUCUUUCUAUAUGAAAAGCUGCAUUUUAUUAUUAUUCCGUCUUUGGUGUUUGAAGUUUAAAAACCAUGGCGUUAAAUGCCCCGAUCAGAGGAUUGUUUUGCAGAAGUGUCAUUUAUUUCUUAUCAACAUUGCAGAAGAUAUCAGCGAGUUACUACUUCCUUGAUGAUCACGGAUUACAGCUCACAAAGAUCAAAAAUCCACUAUUUUAAAACACCUAAAUAUUAUGCAAAAGUCCAGUCCUUGAAAGAGCUCUCAUCAGCUAAUUAACUCUGAACACCUGCAAAGGUUUACUUAGGGGAGAUCACAAAGAGUGGACUGAGGCUGAAGUCAGAUAACCCGGAGCCACGGCUCACAGACAGGUCCAAGAGAGUCUGGAGGAAGAUCAGAGAGGCACACAGUUCAAGGUGCUUGAAGUCCAGCGUGAAGUUUCCACAGUCUGUGAUGAAUCCAGGGUCAACACGGUCUACCAGAAGACUUCUGAGCACUUUUAUUUGCGGAGAAGCUUUACAGAGAUACAGAUUUCAUUUUCCAGCAGUUCCUGGAGCCCUGACCAAGUACUGUCUGAGUAUAUAAAUGAGGGUUGACAUUUCUGUUAUAAAUCCUUUUUUUGGAUUGGUGUUCUGUGAUAUUUUGUUGUUCUGAGAUGUUUGAUUUUUUUAAGUCAUAAUAAUGAUUCAUAUAAAAAAGUCCUGAAGUUUUACCUCUUUGAAAUUACAGGAGAAUUUAACUUUUUCGGGACAUGCUAAUUAUAUGAGCUGUACUUGUAAAUGUUGUAAUGUAGUUUUAAAAAAACAGCUCUCAAAGGUUGUCGUGCCAUGUUUUACAUAAUUCAUUCUCAUGAAACUUGUGGAGUUAACUUCAUACCAUGGAGUGACUAAUGUUCUGUCUGUUUCUUUGCCUCUUCUGUCUGAUCUAGAAUCAACUUUUACAAUAAUCAUCUUUCUCUUCCCUCAAUGUCCUCAGAGACACCUGGAGCAUCCUCUGGUCCCUGACAGUGAGGAGGAGGAGAAAGAAGAAGAAGAAGAGGAAGAGAUGUUUUUUGAGGCCCCUCUUAGGCAGCAGCAUGAGGUCAAACCCCGAACAGAGCCUCGUGUUAAAGAUCUGGUCAAGCACCACUCCCCACUGCCAGGGUUUAUGGAGGACACAGAGAUUGAAAUGGAGGUAGGUGAAUAUGAGUGAAGUGAGUGAGUAGGUUAUUGAGUGAAUUUGCAGAUCAAAUAGCAGACUUGUGAUCCCUCCUUCAUGCAGGUGUUCCUGCCCCUCAGAGUGUCUGACAGGAAGUCCCCAGAUGGCUCUGGCAUAACCCUGGUACGUCACCUCUGCUUUAAUCUUUUUGCUUCCUUCUCGGCAAAGUGACAUUUAAGCAGGGCGACAAAACCACCUUAUCUGGUUUGACAAAGAUUGCUGUUUGCGGGUUUCCCCUACAAAGAUAAGGAAGUGUGUCUGAUUUUUUUCAUCAUCUGUUUGUUCUAGCCUGCUGAGUCGGCUAUUGUGUUGUGUUUGCAUAGUACUGGUAGUUUAAGAUUACACCUUAAACCAAUCAUGUUGUCAAGGAUUAUCAUACUGAGCAUGGACACAGAAGCACAGAAACCAAGACAGCAGGUUUAACCCUGUCACCAAGCAGACCAAAACACUCGCAGAAGAAUUGUCUUCCUCAUUGGUUGCAUCACACAAAGUUUGAAAGUUUCUCUUGUAUUAUUGAAUCAUAUCAUCAUCGUAUUUACAGCCGUUCUCUUUGUCUUUUUGUUCAGUGAUAGGGACAGACAUUUCUUAAUGAAUUUGCUGCUCAGUGUCAAGAUUUACCAUCUAUCUCUGGAUGGUUUAUCACCAAAUAGCUUUUCUGGUUGUAGUCAAGAGUCUAGAGCAGAAGAAUAACAAGUAUGAGUUCAAGUAAUGUGUCCAGUUUGCCUUGUAUUUUGUGUGACAAUGUGUUGUGUGUUGCAGCAAACUCCAAACAAAGCCAGUCGUCUCAAGUGGAAGAGACAGACCCCACAGAGAACAGGACUGGUGGUCAAAGACGUGAUCUGUCUACCCAGAGGAUACUACCUGGAGCAGCUGGAAAGGUGUUUUUAAGACUUUUACAGAGACAGAAGACAAACAAGUAAAAGUCAAAUACUCACUUUAUUAUGUUCUUAUUUAAAAGUAUGAAUUUAUCCAUGACACUGUCAGUCAUAACUUACCAAGUCUGUAGCAUAGACUGUAUUUAGAGUGGACGCCGUCUGCCUCCUCUCUGGUUGAAGCUACUCAGAGAACAGCACCCUCUGGUGACGGGCUGCAGCAUAGGUCAUAAAUCUCGCCUCCUCCAGCAAUCCCUAUGGAGCUGUGGACAAACUUUAGAAAUUUAUUACACAGAAUAUAAAUUUUUCUCCCCCCUGGUUGUGAUGUUGACAUGUAGUUACUGUAAGACUAGUUUGUGCUCAAGUCCUCUUUUUUUCUGUACAGCUCCAUUUUUAAAAGUUAUUAGGGGGUUCAUGUUUUCUAUGAUUGACACUUGAUACAGCCUUACGAAGAUUGCGUAGCUCACCCAGGGAAUACGCUAUUUGAGUCGAGCGUCAUCACAGCGAUUCUCACGCCAAAUACGCACAAUGCUACUGCGCAAGUGGUGGAGUGCGUAUGACGCUACUGCGCAAUGUUGGUUUCAGGAAGUGGAGAAAAAAACAUGGAAUUACUGAGAGCUUUUCAGCUUCAAAUCUGUAUACUGGCGGAAGGCAGAACCAAGUUGUCCAUGGUAUAUACAGUCUUUGGUCUGUAGUCAAUAGUGAGUUUUCUUGGCAUAAAGUUGACAAAAAAAUGGAGACAAUGACAAUGUUAAGCUAAGAAACUUAUUCUUUCUAGAAUAAAGAUGAAAUAAUAUGAAGGCAACAACUAUAAACAGUUAAACUUGUAAGUAUGGAGGCCAGUGAAAUGUCAGUUUCAUGAAUGUAAAAUGCUUGUAUUUAGACAUUGCAUCUUCCAACAACAAAACAGAGAUGAAGUUCUUGUUGUUUUCUGUUUUAUGCAGACCUGUUGCUCCACGAGGUAAAGAUCGAGCAGCUCUGGUCGCCACAGGGAUGACAGCUCGCAUCACUAUUGACAGCGGCUGGUCGGCCAAUCAGAUGGAAAGUCGGCUGGUGAUGCUUUUCCAGGGACGGUUUGUUAAAGAGGAAGGACAGAAGUUCUCCUUCACAUAUUUACAGGUGUGUAUUAUCAUGUCUCAAAAGACAAAAGGGAGGAAGACAGUGUUUCAAUGAGAGCUUUUUUGACAUGAGCACCAGCAUAUUUCAUAAAUCUAUCCGUUCACACACAUACAUUAGUACGUUUCCUUUCACUCCUAACAUUACUGGUGUUUUCAUUUGUGAUGGUGUGUUUUAUUUCUAGUCCGUGCAGGGCUCCAAGGUGUUGUUUUUCCCAGACACUCCUGCAGAAGGCUGGACUGGAGAGCAGGUGCUCAGAACUGCUGGACACGGUGCUCUGCACAUCCUCAGUCACCAGGACUGUCCUCAGGUAAACCGCUGCCGUUACAGGAGUCUUUAGCAAAUAAAUCUUAAAACUAAAAUUUAAGAGAGAAUGCAUGUGGUUUUCAUGUGGCAUGUGGACAUUUUUUUUUUGUUUUCAACAUGACCCCAAAUAAAACCGCAUAAAAUUUUCAUACCAAGAAAAUGUAAGAUACUGUCUCUCUACAGGUUAAAUCUGACAGCAGUGAGACGCCGGCUUUAAACAAGUAAGACAGUAUCUCAAAUACUUCAAACUGUGACAAGUGUAUUGAUAUCACUGAAUAGCUGAUCUGGAUUUUUAUUUUAUUUUCACCAUUUGCAAGGAAGGAUAAUUUUUGUUUGGAGGAGAGAGCAGAGGAUUACCUGAAGAAAGACAACCAGCUCGAAGAUCUGAACCAGAAUCAGCCUCAUGUUUGCAGCUCCACUGUGGAGGUGAGUUUACUUACAGGAGAAACAGACAAAAGAGCGAGCACCGUAGUCUUAAAGCAUGUCUCUGUGGUUCAGAUCAAACCAGACCUGGAAACCAUCCUCAGGCAGUUCCAGCUGGAAAAUGAGAACCAAGAUGUAGAAACCCACAUUCAGGUGAGGAGGGGAGACCUGCUGAAUAGCGCUCUGAAGGUGGUGAGGAAGCCUGCCUUCUGCUUCAGGACAACACCCAUCGUCUCCUUCAUUGAGGAGGAGACCGACAGUCAUGGGGGACUUCUCGGGGAGUUUUUCAGGUCUUUGAUGCUUGACUUCAUAACAUACCUGACACAAACACACGAGAUCUAUAUUUUCAGUACCUGACAGUGAGACAUGUACAGAAGUCGUUCUUUUUGAUAGUAUAAACCACCACAUUCACACUCCAGUUCAUUCGCUCAUAUCUCUUUUUCUUACAGAUUGGUUUUGCUGGAGCUGCAGCACACUUCUGUUUUCGAGGGUUAUCCUGGGCGGUUGUUCUUGACCUAUGACCUCUCAGCUCUUGAAGACAGAAAAUACUAUGAAGCAGGAGUUCUGAUUGGCUGGUCUUUGGCUCAGGGCGGGCCUGGACCUUGUUGUCUGCACCCUGCACUCUACCAGGUUGAAUGAAUCCUUGUCUUUGUUAAAUACUUGGAAAGUUACCAACAUGUCCUCAGUAUGAACUCUCAGCGUGAUCACAUUGUUUCUUUAGAAAGACAUACUGUGUAAGCAGCUGUGUUGAAUUGUGUUUACACUUUUGUAUUCUUAGUGUGGUUGUGCUGUUUUCUGUCUCAGAUGAUGUGUGGUCAGAAUCCACCUCUAGAGGAUUUUAACUGGAAGGAGAUCAUUGAUGCUGAAGCACGAAACAGACUGCAGCAGGUAGCACACAAUCACACUAUUUGAAAUAACCACGUCUAUCUGUGGAAACGCAAAAAAGAGCAAAAUAAUGCAACUACUACACUACUAUCAACAAAAAUAUGACCAUUCUGUCUCACGUACAGCUGCAGCGUUGCACAGAUGUGAAGCUCCUGUCUCCCAGUCUGUGUGAGUGGCUGUUCAACUGUGGGAUCUCUGAAAUCCAUUCAGCCAAAUCUGUUGACCUACCAGACAUCUACAGCCGCAUUGUGAAACAUUACAUUUACCACAGGUAGGAGGGGCAGACACUCACAGGACAAAAAAAGGGCAGCAAUAGCUUACAAACAUUACAGUCACCAAAUAGUGUCUUAGAGUACAUGUGUGGGAAAAAAAGCAGUAAUCUUUUAAUCAUACCCGCUCUUCUUUAGGGUGUCCAGUAUGGUCUCCCAGUUCACUGAAGGGUUAAAUAGCUGUGGUGGAUUAUGGGACAUAAUUCGGUCCCACUGGGAUUUGUUUGCACCUCAGAUGACAAGAGUGCAGCAGCCUCUAACCCUGGAAGAGUUCAAACAGCUCAUCAGCGUCUGCUACAGUCCUCCUGACAGCCCGCUGAGGGCGGCUGAGGAGGACUCUGCUGCACACUGGGACACAGCCCUGACCCUGAUCAGCGGUAAGACACAAAAGAUGUUUGGAGGAGACCGGAGAGGUUUAAGAUAACAAUAAGGGUAAAAUGUGGGGGGAAAAAAUGAACUAAAACUUGUCUUUCUGCGCCACCAGAGAGUAAAGCUGACUUUUCCCUUGAAGAGCUCCUCGCCUUCAUCACUGGAGAUGAUCACCCGCUUUCUCUUGGGUUACCCAGAUCAGUCUCACUGAGUUUUUGCUCCCAGGUAUUUUGUUUUCAUGUGCAAAAUUUAUUGAUCCAAUCAAAAAUUCGAGGGAUCGGAUCAUCUGAAUCAACUGUGUAUAUGGGUGUAAAAUCAAAUAAUCUGAUCAUGACGUGCGUAUAUAUGCACCAAUUUUGAUUCAGAUUAGAAGCAUUUGGACAUGCGCAGAGUUGUCUAAUUUCGCUAAAACGACCACAGAAGAAGAGUUGUAUUUCCGCCUGUGCCAACAAACCAACAAACGCAGUAGUGGCUCACUCCAUCCAAUUCAGGAGGCGCCCUUGUGUACUUAUUUUACUGUUUUGUCAAAGAUUGCGCUGUGCGUGCAGAUGUGACAUCAUUACGCUGUAUGUACGCCUUGUUAUGUUAUCGGAAGAGCAGGCACGGCUGCUGCUGUUGUGUUUUAUGCCAGUGUCGAUAAUAAAGCCUCCUGUACUGGCCUUGAUAAAUAAGCCAAAGGCUAAAGAGUGAAGAUUGAGUCAGGUAAGAGAGUUACGAUCGGAAUAAGUGUUUACAUGGACUCGUUUCGGAAUAACAAUAAGCAUAAACCACCCCUCUUGAUCGGAAUUCAAUUUCUUUCCGAUUGAGCCAAAUGGGAUCAGAAUCUUCUGAUCGACAUGUUUACAUGACACAUUUUUAUUCUGAUUGGGCAUUUACUACGAAUUAUUUGGGCCCAUGUAAACAUGGCUACUGAUAAAUGAAUAAGUAUGAGUAUCCUGAGCAGCACAGUAUAAAUAAACAAAUUUAUUAGUAUCCCUGCAGAUUUUACCAUCUUUGAUACAACUAUCAUUUUAAUCUGAAGUAAUCAGAAUCUUUAUUUUAUUAUUUUGCUUCAUCCUGACUUUAUUCUCUAGGAUGAAAACGUGUCAGGUGUGAAUCUGCCCUAUGCCUCCACCUGGACUCUGGAGCUCUUCCUGCCAACUGGAGUAGCUGGAGCUGCGGAUAUGUUGGAACUGCUGAGUCGAGCUGUACACGAGGCCCUGGGUAUUUCCAGGAAAAAGGAGACAGAGAGGACAGCUACUUGGGUCUGAGGACAAGUUGAUGAAGAUGAUAUAAAACACAUGAAGUUCCUAUUCUGCUGGAGUGUAAAGGUAUCCUCAAAUACAAACAUUAUGACUGCCAGGGAACUACCAAACAGUGAGGGACUGCAGUUAGUGUGCUGAAUUUGUCUGGACAAUUAAGGCGGCCUGAUGACGAAGACAAUAAGAGACUAAUUGAUUAAUAGCCAUCCAGAUCUGGUUUGUAUCCUUUAAUUACAGAGUUAAAUGUCCCUGAUUGUUUUAUCUUGCAGAAAUGGUUGCAUAACCGUUAAACACUGUCCCUUCGUAGAUUUAGAU